Pecten maximus is the source of this 1620-nucleotide messenger RNA. RefSeq lists its product as uncharacterized. Gene Ontology annotation, cellular component: chromatin; nucleoplasm. Gene Ontology annotation, molecular function: ubiquitin-protein transferase activity; zinc ion binding; protein binding. Gene Ontology annotation, biological process: positive regulation of DNA-templated transcription. The record is from RefSeq and is a predicted model, not a curated record. The coding region runs from base 1 to 1620 and encodes 539 amino acids. The transcript is spliced from 2 exons. Lineage: Eukaryota; Metazoa; Mollusca; Bivalvia; Pectinida; Pectinidae.
AUGGAGUGUCAGAAACAUCGCGAUUCGCAGGUUGUAAUGAUCUGUACAACCUGUAAUAAUGUAUUCGUCUGUCUGGAAUGUGCCACAAACGAACACAAGGGCCAUACAUUUGGAAAGUUCGACGAGGUAGGAAAAGACAUCCGUAAGAAGUGCUCGAAUUUAUCCAAUGUUAUGCGAGAUUUACGUUCCGAUUUGCAAACUAUCAUCUACGCUAAGAAAGACCAAAUUAGAUGUACAAAAACCGCUAGCAUGAAAAUAAAACAACAGAGAGACGUUAUGCAUAAAGCUCUGGAUGACAUAUCUGAUUAUCUCAUAUCUAUAUGUGAGAAACAGAAGCUCAGAAACCUAGCCUUACUGAACGAGCACGAAUCUGCUUUGUCGGAACAAAUAGGACAAGUUGAAACCGAGGACGAAAAACUCAAGCGAGUUCUGACUUCCAAAAACGAUCUAGAUGUUAUACGAGGGUCACAGAAUCUUAAAUCGUCCUUCACAAGACGGAAAUCCCGACACAUUCCCAAACCCUUGGAGUUCCACACGGGGACAAUGGACGCCAGUGUACUGCAGCAGAUGUUGGGUUCCCUAAUAAGCGACCCAGUAGACACCUUAAUUGUCCCAUGGCACGAUAUUCCAGCGUCUUUGAGAACUCACGAAAAUGAUGACAUGUCCACUGUUCACUCUAAGUUUCCACCAAUAGAACACAAUGGGGUGCACCGUGAGUCCGACAAAACUCCCAGUUCACCUAUCUCGACUAUUUCAACCAACAAGAAGAAAGCAAUCGCUACGAUUUCCACGUUCAAGCAUUCAGCCAGUAUGGGGAUCAGUUCUGUGUUUACCGCGAAUCCUGGACAUGCGUGGGUGAAGUGUGCAGGUCAGAAUGAGAUCAGACUGGCCGAUAAGUCCGGAUACAUCAAACGUAUCCUUCGGUUCGGAACUUUGAUUCGUGGACUUGCCGUUACUCCGGAUAUGAGACUUCUCGUCUGCUGUUUUGAUGCACGUUGUAUAAAAAGGCUUUCUCCCCCAAACUACAAAGCUUCUACUUCUUUCAGCACAGGUAACUUGAAACCUAACUAUGUAUGUUCAACACCGAAAGGAGAUUUCUUGGCCACCCUUGUGGACAGGAUGUACCAUGAUGUCUCUCACGAGAGCCAGCGGUUACUCGCGCGUUACACAGAAUCCGGCAAGGAAGUCGCCCGCGCUCAAUUCGACAAGUUCGGCGUCAACCUCUUCGUUUUGCCUGGUCAGGUCAGACUGACAACAAACGGCAAUGUGGUGGCAGUUGUUAACGAAACAAGUGAGGAAUCGGCACAUCUAGUUCUUUUGGACGGAAGUUUUAAGCUGAAAUUACGCUUCUUUGGCGAUGGUCGUGCUAUUCCCGGAGAAAAGAAACAUAGUUUUCCAAGAAGACAAAAGAAAUUUUACAUCAAUGAUGUUGACUUUGAUUCUUUUGAUAACAUCGUGUUUGCCGAGUCCCACACUAGAACCGUCCAAAUCCUGGACCCUUCUUGUCAGCUUCUACAGGUCAUCCUUCAGGAGAUUCAUAUACCCUGGUCCGUCGCUGUGAGUGAGUUCGGUGAUAUCUGGGUCGGCCUGGAUGACGGCAGAGUAAAAGUGCUCAAGUGA